Pseudophryne corroboree (corroboree frog) is the source of this 1649-nucleotide messenger RNA. RefSeq names its product P2Y purinoceptor 6-like. Gene Ontology annotation, cellular component: plasma membrane. Lineage: Eukaryota; Metazoa; Chordata; Amphibia; Anura; Myobatrachidae. The record is from RefSeq and is a predicted model, not a curated record. The coding region runs from base 64 to 1134 and encodes 356 amino acids. The transcript has a single exon. Gene Ontology annotation, molecular function: G protein-coupled UTP receptor activity. Gene Ontology annotation, biological process: G protein-coupled receptor signaling pathway.
UCCCCGGCUCUACAACAUCUGUGAUGCUGGAGCCUCCAUAACUCGUCAGUCACUCUGUCCAGCAUGCCCUCCUCUCCCCCCACCCCUUCCCUCAACUCCUCCAUCCCCACCUUAUCCUCACCAGGUUCCUCAUGCCUUCUAGAUGAGUCCUACAAGCACAUCUUCCUGCCAACCUGCUACCUCUUCACCUUCCUACUCAGCCUGGUACUGAACUCGAUUGUCCUCACACGAUGCCUUCGUCGGCCUUGGAAUCCAUCACUAGUCUACAUGUUCAACCUGGCUCUCAGUGACCUCAUGUACAGUAUGUCCCUACCUUUCCUCAUUGCCAAUUACAUCUAUCGUGACCGCUGGCUGUUCGGAGACCCCAUGUGUCGCCUGGUUCGUUUUCUCUUCUACUUCAACCUCUACUGCAGCAUCUUCUUCCUGACAUGUAUCUCGUUUCACCGCUAUCUUGGCAUCUGCCAUCCCAUACGUACCAUGAGGCUGGAAACUAUGCGCUGGGUGAGGGCCACCUGUCUGCUCGUUUGGGGUGUGGUGUUUGCCAUGACCUCACCUAUUCUGCUCUUUGCCCGAACAGGACUCCUCGAAGGGCAUGAGGAGAUACUGACGUGUUGGGAUGAUGCCGUGGACGCAGACCUCCAACGUUACAUGCCUUAUGGACUCUUCUUGCAUGUAGCGGGGUUCUUCCUGCCCUUCACGCUGACUGCCUGGUGCUACUCAAGAGUUGUGCGCACUCUCUGUCGGACACUAAGGGGGGGAGUGGUCCCAGGACCGGUGCCUGGUGUGACCCAGAGACGCAAGUCCAUUCGGACCAUUGUCACCAUCACCCUUCUAUUUGCUCUCUGCUUUCUGCCUUUCCACGUCACACGCACCAUUUUCCUGACAAUGCGGACCAUGGGCAAUUCCCUGAGCGGAUGCCGCGCACUGGAGGUGGUGGCUGUCUGCUACAAAGUAACUCGGCCCCUGGCCAGCUCCAACGCGUUUCUCAAUGCCCUGGUUUACUUCCUGACCAAGGAGCCCUUCGGUCGGACGCUGAGGAGCAAGAAGGAGAGGGAACAAAUGGGAAAAGUGGACAAAAAAAGACUAAACAAGGGUGGACAAGCCUGGGGUAACUUGUACCCACAAUUUCCCUAAAGCAGAGACAUUGCAGACGUCCCGUGGAAGAAUCUGCUCCCAAUUCUCCAGUGACUAUGGUUAAACAAAAAAGACUUUAAGCAAAUAUUUAUCUCUAUGGACAUAAAGGCUUGUCUGGACUUUCGUAGCGAAAAGUGUUCCACACAAGCAAACGGCAAUGCAAAAAUAAAUGAGAGACAGAUCUAGGAGACAAAUAACUUUUGUAGGUGAUUACGGGAAUAUUUAAUGCUUUCAAGGGACUCAGAAAUCGUUGUGGACCAUGGACAAAGCACGUUUCACAUACUGGCAACAGGACAGAGACAGAAAAACAAUGGCUACUUUAUAGGGCUCUUUGCUGGGUAAAAUAAUAGUAUCUCCUUAUAUGGGACGCAGCAGACUGAAGAGUCUUCUCCUGCUAUGACGGGUUCUUCACUAUGCAUCGUGGUAAUUUGACACUGGGUAGAGUAACAAUCUGGACAAUGAGUGACACUUACCAUUGGUAUGGUUAUUUAAUAAAUACAAAUAUGCAGGGAAAG